[Candida] anglica is the source of this 1756-nucleotide messenger RNA. Lineage: Eukaryota; Fungi; Ascomycota; Pichiomycetes; Serinales; Debaryomycetaceae. The record is from the annotation of a GenBank genome assembly.
CAGAUAUAGUAUAUUGAGGACGAUUCAAGGCCAUUCCAAUAACCUUGUGAGCCGAGACGUACGAUAGUGUAUGUGGCUCAGAAUACUACGUAAAAAACUACAAUAAAUUUUUCUGGUUUGUAUAGACUGUUUCCCCACAAAAAGAAGCUCGGGGAAGGCAUUUAAGAAUCACACUUAUCGUACUACUUACCCAGUUUAACAUAACACUUUCUACGAAUUUGGAAGAUGAUCUAUGUAAAGGGGCACUUGCAUUAGUCUAUAGUGAAGAUUGAUACUUGCUUACACAAUUAUUUAUGUAUUGACGUGGCCAUGUCUUUAAUAUAAAAAUGAAUCGAUCUUUGUUUUAAUUCUAAAAUUCUAUUCUUUGACUUCCGUUAAUACUCUAGGUUUCCACGAUACUCAAGCAUGUUCACCAUUUCCAUUCUUUCACGGCUUCUAACGAUCCCAUACGUUCUUGCUAAGCUCACCGUAGAGUACUUCUCGAUCGGGACGGUCUUUACCAACUUCCAAACUAAUAGAAGUAUCCGUAGGAUCUGGACUGCUGGAAUUAUGCAGCACAUGAUCAAGGUGCUUACAGUUCCCUUCAUUCGUGACCAUGCACUGUACACGGUCUCUUCUCUCCUAGACAAGCUCUUACUGACGGUCAAUGGAGAUGGUGGUCUCCCUAGAUAUGGCGAGUUUUAUACCAAGAGGAAGUGCUUCCUUAAUUCUAUUGAUGCUGCGGAUUGGGGAGAAAAUCCACAUUCUGUAGACUCUCUUUGGCUUGCCCAUGGCGGUCCCAGCCGAAGUAAGAAUGACCCAAUUCUCAUAUAUAUCCAUGGCGGAUGCUUUGCAAUGCAACUUCAGAGAAAUGCAGUUGAAGUACUUGCCAAUGUAUACCGUGUUCUCAGUCGUGACUCACAUCCAAAUCUCUCCGUUCUCAUUGUGGACUACUCGUUGACCACAACGGGGCUGAAAUACCCUCAGCAGGUGAACGAAUGUGGCCAAAUCUACGACCAAUUGGUCCGUGAAGGAAACACAAACAUUGCAGUAAUGGGAGAUUCUGCAGGAGGGAACUUGUCAUUAGCCUUACUCUACUAUCUCCAGAGAGUCCACCCGAAAGGAACAGUGUGGCCGUCAGCAGUAGUACCCAUUUCUGCAUGGCUUGAUAUCACGGCAGCUCAAUACUCUGGAUCAUUCCGUAAGAAUGAGGCCCUUGACGUUUUUUCAUACCGUGCAGUGGAAUAUUUUGGUGAAGCGUACGUUGGAACUGAAUCUGACCUUGAUCGCCCCGAUCUCAAUAUCAGUUCCUUGUCCUCUUCAUAUGACUGGUCGAAGCUCCCACCGGUGGCUAAGGGGAAUGUCCUAGUCGUGUUUGGAGAACACGAAGUGCUCAGAGAUGAAAACUUCAGAUGGUGUACCAAUGCAGGGAUCACCAAGAAUCACCCUGAAAAUGUCAUUAUUGAGCCCCUUGGCUACCAUAUUCUGUUCUUUGUCUCAGAGGGGGUAGCCUUUGGCGACCUAGAAUCUUGGAAAGAGCAAAGCCUCACCAAGCAAAUUCUUUCGUUUCUUAGCAAGAAAUUGUAAUGUAGAGUAUAUAUAACAAACGCCCUCCCAGUGGGAUUGAAAGUUGCUCGUGACUACGAGACAUCACUUCCUCGCUAGAGGAACAAAGUCACCACAGUUAGUGGUCCACCGAGUACCAGCGGAGCUGCUUACAGACCCCGUGAUAUCCAAUCUGUCGCACUUAGAUGUAUUGUUACAUAUUUUAUUUACC